AACAUAAACUGCUAGAGGACGCUGUGAGACCGUCAACAACUCAAACAAGGACACGCAUCAGUAAAAUAAGUCGAUCCCUGUUGAUUCCCUUUAUAGAAAAUAAUUAAACCAGCUAAUUGAGAAAAUGCAAUCAAGUUUCAUGACUGUCAUUGUGACAUUCUUGCGGUAACUGGUAAAUUUGGUAUUUCCCGCGGAGUUCCACUUUGACCGUUGCUCUCUGACCUUACGUUUACGGUGGCCAAAGCAAAGUUGUGCUGACCUGACAUCUUUUCCCAUUGAUUUCGGCUGUUUCUGAGGUUUGUAAACUACGGGAACGGUCCACCAUGCUGCUAAAAACUUUGUUCAGAUCUAAACCUACCAAAGAACACUGUGCGAUGGUUUUAUUCGGUAGAAACUGCUCCGAAUUUGUGCGCCCCCCUCCCAUCAGGACAUCCACUCGCCAGCAGACGACACAAACGCCGGACACAGAUCAACUUCAACAUCUUCAGAACGAACUUUCCAACCCCAAGUUUUCCUAUCUUCACUGUCAUGUUCCUGAGAUUGUGGAGGUUUGUCAGAGAGACAUGUUAGUUCACGAGAACUUCAUCUCAGAAGAGGAAGAAGAAAUACUGUUCAAGGAGGUGGAGCCAAAGUUGAAGAGAAUUCUUAGAUACGAGUUCGACCAUUGGGAUGAUGCCAUCCAUGGGUACCGAGAGAUUGAGCGAUCUGAUUGGUCGGAGCAGAGUCAGCCGAUCCUACAGCGCCUGCGGAGACUAGCGUUCCCUCCAGGUGUGGCACAGCUGCACCUGGUGCACGUGCUGGACUUGGCGAAGGAAGGCUGGAUCAAACCACACGUCGACAGUGUCAAGUUUGCAGGUAACACCAUAGCUGGCCUGAGUCUGCUGUCUCCAUCUGUGAUGAGACUGGUGCACAGUGACAACAAGGCCUGGGUAGCUGACGUUCUACUCAAACCUCGUUCUCUCUACAUCAUGAGGGAUGCCAUGCGGUACGAUUAUACCCACGAGAUAUUGAAGGCGGAAGAGUCCAAGUUCCGUGGGGAGGAGGUUCCGAGGAACAGACGAGUCUCUGUAAUCUGUAGAAAUGAGCCGCCUGUGCCGACAACUGACUGAGGAAACUUCCUUUGUAAAUUUAUUUUGUCAAUAUCUAGAACUA
This is a messenger RNA of Branchiostoma floridae (Florida lancelet), 1152 nucleotides long. RefSeq names its product alpha-ketoglutarate-dependent dioxygenase alkB homolog 7, mitochondrial-like. The coding region runs from base 324 to 1109 and encodes 261 amino acids. NCBI's taxonomy places the organism in Eukaryota, Metazoa, Chordata, Leptocardii, Amphioxiformes, Branchiostomatidae. The record is from RefSeq and is a predicted model, not a curated record. Gene Ontology annotation, biological process: fatty acid metabolic process; DNA damage response. The transcript is spliced from 4 exons. Gene Ontology annotation, cellular component: mitochondrial matrix.